GGUGCUGUCUAAUCGGUUUGUUUUGGAAAACGCAAGUGGAGUUUGUGAUUACGUGUUGUAAUUUUUGUAGCAAAAUCAUAGAUUUAAUCAACAUGGUGUUUUAAAGUUAUACUGAAUUUCAUUUUUCAAACUACUUGCAUACUGGUGUCAACUUAUUCUAUGGCAGACUUUUAAAUGGAGAAAUUCAUUUUGAAGUAUCAAUUAACAUUUUGACAUUUCCUUGAUUCUUGAAAAAAAAGGUUAAAAUGGUAUUGGCAAGUUUAUAAACAGUGGUCAUUGUCAACUGCAACGUGAGUUAUAUUAACAUUUAAAACGUAUAAGAACUUAACAUGGGAAAUGGCCAGUCGACCAGGGGACGCAGGAAUAGGAACAGGCAGGACUUGAACGGCCCCCCAGACCCUGUGAGAAAUGGAACGAGACGACGACGACGAGCUGCUCAGGACGACCCCUUGAUGCCACAACCAGCCAUCCCAGAGGAGCAGGAAUCAGUGUCCUCAGUGGGAGGUCCGUCCUGUCACUCUGUGCUACGUAACAGACAUCGUCCCAGCACUGAUUCCAGGUUGUCAGCAAUAGCAGGAGCAAUGCCUGAUUACCGCCAGUCAGAUGACAGUUUGAGGUCAUGGUUACCUUCUGUCACCCAGCUUCACCAUGAAGUUUUAGCCUCCCUCCAAAAUGACGAGAAUGAGGUCAUUGAGCAGGCCAUGCUGAACAGCUACAAUCAGCACACUCAGGCCAGUAUGGCAGCAAAUCCCAAUGUGGCAGCAAAUUCCAAUAUUGCAGCAAAUUCCAAUAUGGCCUCUCUGACAGCAAAUUCUGGCAUGGGACCCAGUGCAAGACAAGAAGAGAAUGGCACAGGAAAUCUUGAAAAUCAGUCACAGAGGACGCAGCAAAGUGCCUUAAGGAGGAGUCUCAGUGCAGUUGCAUCAGACCUAUGGGUCCCUUUCUCUCCUGAAUCAUUUGGUACAGGCUGGGAUUUGGUGCUUGUUAUUAUGUGGGGUGUGUUCAUCCUCCCAAUAUUGGCUGUAUACUGGCUGAUAAAAAUCUCCUAUCAAGAGUGGAACCAAACUGGGAGAAGACCUGUGCAAACAAGAACGGGGUCAAGGUCAAGGUCACAAUCCAACCCAGGGUCAAGGUCACAUUCAAAUAAUAGACGAUGUCUUAGCAGGUCAAAUGCAAACAGACCCACAAGUUAAUGUUUUAACCAAGAUUUGUGCAUAAAAUAAAGCUGUCACAACUCUUCUCUGAAUGUGUUGGAAGAUGCAGUGUGUAUGUUGGUCAUAAGUAAAAUUUAUGCUAUAAUCUCCACUUAAAUGGUUCUAUAUCUUCCUUAAAUAUUUUCUCAGAUAGAUAAAAAUAUGGUGAAUUUGGAUGUCAUAUCUUAUGUGUUUACCUGUAAAAAAUUUUGAAUAUACAGCUGAGUAUAUGGUUGACCUGCAACAGUUUCAUUUUAGGCAAACAGCAUAUAAUGUACUCUGAUCUAGGAUAUUGCUACUAAAGUACUUGUAACUACUGUACAUUUACUGGGUAGCAUGUAAUGGUGGGGGUAGCUGCUCCCUGAGCUACAGAGAUAACUUGAAACGAACCUCUACAUUAUAGAAUAUCCUUGUUGUUUCCAGUAACUGGAUGUUUGUUUCAAUUUAACUCUGAAGCUAAGGGUGAGGCAGCGGGCACAAGGAUAACAGAUUAAUGUCAAGCUAGUAUACUGUACAAUACUAGUAGCUAGAUGAGGCAAAUAUAAAACAGUAAGGCAAACGGCAUAAAUUAUCAUACUGUAUGCUAUUAUAGACAUGUACACAUAUAGCUGUUGAGGGUUACAUGUGUAGAAAUUGGACUAAUUAAGUGUACAUUAAUUUGUUAAUUACAUACAGGUACACGUACUGUACUGUACAUGUACUGUGGUGUAGGGAUGCCAGUUGACUUUUUUGAAUGGCAGAUUCCAAAGAUAUUUGUCUCAAGUUAAAAAUUGUAACUUAACUUUUUAUGACUUAAAAUUUAACUUUUACUGAAUGACUCACCUGUUACUGGUAAUAUUUGCAACAUAUUGUUUGUUACUUGUUUUCGCAAGCCUUGCACAAUGGUUUAUGAUAGAUUUUAAGCUGCAGUGAUUAUCUUUAGCUGCAGUGUGUGAUAAAGAUUCCUUGAUAACCAGAAAAAUAUUUUUAAACAAUAUUUUUAUUUGUUGACAUGUUACCUUUAUCAUAA
This is a messenger RNA of Lingula anatina, 2202 nucleotides long. RefSeq lists its product as uncharacterized. The record is from RefSeq and is a predicted model, not a curated record. NCBI's taxonomy places the organism in Eukaryota, Metazoa, Brachiopoda, Lingulata, Lingulida, Lingulidae.